This is a messenger RNA of Achroia grisella, 931 nucleotides long. RefSeq names its product 3-oxoacyl-[acyl-carrier-protein] reductase FabG-like. Bases 39 to 797 code for a protein of 252 amino acids. The transcript has a single exon. The record is from RefSeq and is a predicted model, not a curated record. Lineage: Eukaryota; Metazoa; Arthropoda; Insecta; Lepidoptera; Pyralidae.
CCAACUCUGAGGACAGUAGACGUGCGCGCGUUCACAAAAUGGAUUUCACUGGAAAAGUUGUCGUCGUGACGGGAAGCAGCUCUGGUAUAGGUGCGGCUACUGCGAAAUUGUUUGCAGAACACGGAGCACUGCUGACUAUAGUCGGCAGGAAUGAAACGAGACUGCUAUCUGUGGCAGAUGUCUGCGAACAGGCUAAAGGAAAUAGACCGUUAUGUCUGCUAUUAGACUUGACUCAAGAAAACAGUUGCGAGGAAGUUAUAAGGAAAACGGCUGAGAUGUACAAACGGAUCGAUGUGGUGGUCAAUUGCGCUGGUUCAGCAACAGUGACUUCUCUAUUCGAUACCACGAUGGAUGUUUUCGAUGAAUUAAUAGCUCUGAAUUUACGAGUCCCGUACAGACUUACUCAACUAUGUUUGCCGUAUCUGAAAAUUACUAAAGGCAGUAUUAUCAAUGUAUACGGUGCUCCAUUGAGGACCAGACCCGGCUUUUUAGCCGUAGCCAUGAUCAGGGAUGCUCUCGAGAGAUUCACGAAGUCUGGAGCAGUAGAGUUGGCAUCGGAAGGUAUACGAAUGAAUGCUGUACGCCCGGGGAUUACCAGGACAAAUUUUUUGGAGAAUUUAAACGUGGAUCACGAAGCAAUGGAUCGGGCCUACGCAGCUAUUUCGUCGCUAGUGCCCAAUCAAGUUAUAAUAGAACCGGAUGAAAUAGCCAGAAUGAUUCUGUUCACUGCAAGCGACGUGUGUCCCAAUCUAAACGCCGCUAGUUUGAUAGUUGAUGCAGCGUCAUCUAGUUAUUGAUGAUGAUGAUGAUGAUUUCAUAUUUAUAUAUUGAUGGUAAACAUCAUUGGAGUAUGCGAUGAAGAUAUAAGACUGUUUAGUGUAUAAGUUGGUUUUGUUUUUGUAUAUUUUAAUAAAGGAAGUAUUAAAUGACA